Torulaspora globosa is the source of this 2514-nucleotide messenger RNA. It is a transcript of the gene CDC48, whose product is annotated as AAA family ATPase CDC48. NCBI's taxonomy places the organism in Eukaryota, Fungi, Ascomycota, Saccharomycetes, Saccharomycetales, Saccharomycetaceae. Gene Ontology annotation, molecular function: polyubiquitin modification-dependent protein binding; ATP binding; ATP hydrolysis activity. Gene Ontology annotation, cellular component: cytosol; VCP-NPL4-UFD1 AAA ATPase complex; nucleus. The transcript has a single exon. Gene Ontology annotation, biological process: retrograde protein transport, ER to cytosol; mitotic spindle disassembly; autophagosome maturation. The record is from RefSeq and is a predicted model, not a curated record. The coding region runs from base 1 to 2514 and encodes 837 amino acids.
AUGGGAGAGGAACAUAAGCCGCUUUUGGAUGCCUCUGGGGCAGAACCUGCUAAGGAGGAUGCUACCGCUACAGCAAUCUUGAGAAGGAAGAAGAAGGACAAUAUGCUUCUGGUUGAUGAUGCUAUCAACGAUGAUAACUCUGUGAUUGCGAUCAACUCAAACACGAUGGACAAGCUAGAGUUGUUCCGCGGAGAUACGGUGAUGGUUAAGGGUAAGAAGAGAAGAGACACGGUACUAAUUGUGUUGAUCGACGAUGAGUUGGAUGACGGAGCUUGUAGAGUCAACCGUGUGGUUCGUAAUAAUUUGAGGAUUAGAUUGGGUGAUUUGGUCACAAUUCACCCUUGUCCGGACAUCAAAUACGCUUCGCGGAUUUCAGUGUUGCCGAUCGCAGAUACGAUCGAGGGUCUAACGGGUAAUCUGUUUGAUGUGUUCUUAAAGCCAUACUUUGUGGAAGCGUACAGACCGGUGAGGAAAGGGGAUCACUUUGUCGUGAGAGGUGGUAUGAGACAGGUUGAGUUCAAAGUGGUCGAUGUGGAGCCCGAUGAGUUUGCCGUGGUGGCCCAGGACACGAUCAUCCACUGGGAAGGUGAGCCCAUUAACAGGGAGGACGAGGAAAACAACAUGAACGAUGUUGGUUACGAUGACAUUGGUGGUUGCCGUAAGCAGAUGGCGCAGAUCAGGGAAUUGGUUGAACUGCCUCUCAGACAUCCACAGCUUUUCAAAGCUAUCGGUAUCAAGCCUCCUAAAGGUGUGCUGAUGUACGGUCCUCCUGGUACCGGUAAGACUCUUAUGGCCAGAGCCGUCGCCAACGAAACCGGUGCUUUCUUCUUCUUGAUUAAUGGUCCGGAAGUCAUGUCGAAGAUGGCUGGUGAGUCUGAGUCGAAUUUGAGAAAAGCAUUCGAGGAAGCUGAAAAGAACGCCCCAGCAAUCAUUUUCAUCGAUGAGAUCGAUUCGAUUGCUCCAAAGAGAGAUAAGACUAAUGGUGAAGUCGAAAGAAGGGUUGUUUCUCAGUUGUUGACUUUGAUGGACGGUAUGAAAGCAAGGUCUAACGUCGUCGUGAUUGCUGCCACCAACAGGCCAAAUUCCAUCGACCCCGCUUUGAGAAGAUUCGGUAGAUUCGACCGUGAAGUCGACAUCGGUAUCCCCGAUGCUACCGGUAGACUGGAGGUUUUACGUAUCCACACCAAAAAUAUGAAAUUGGCGGAUGACGUCGAUUUGGAGGCACUUGCAUCAGAGACUCAUGGUUAUGUUGGUGCUGAUAUCGCCUCGCUCUGUUCAGAAGCUGCUAUGCAACAAAUUCGUGAAAAGAUGGAUCUCAUCGAUUUGGAAGAAGAAGAAAUCGAUGCGGAAGUUCUGGAUUCCUUGGGUGUCACCAUGGAUAACUUCAGAUUUGCUCUUGGUAACUCUAACCCAUCAGCAUUGCGUGAGACUGUCGUCGAGAGCGUCAACGUCACUUGGGAUGACAUUGGUGGUUUGGAUGAAAUCAAGGAAGAGUUGAAGGAAACUGUUGAAUAUCCAGUUCUGCAUCCAGAUCAAUAUACCAAAUUUGGCUUGGCCCCAUCCAAGGGUGUUUUGUUCUACGGUCCACCAGGUACUGGUAAGACGUUGUUGGCCAAGGCUGUGGCCACGGAAGUCUCCGCUAACUUUAUCUCUGUUAAAGGUCCCGAACUACUAAGCAUGUGGUACGGUGAAUCAGAAUCUAACAUUCGUGAUAUUUUCGACAAAGCUAGAGCUGCUGCACCAACAGUCGUUUUCUUGGAUGAACUGGAUUCUAUUGCUAAAGCAAGAGGUGGGUCCGUUGGAGAUGCCGGUGGUGCUUCCGACAGGGUAGUGAAUCAAUUAUUGACCGAAAUGGACGGUAUGAAUGCCAAGAAGAACGUCUUCGUCAUUGGUGCCACAAACAGACCAGAUCAAAUCGACCCGGCAAUCCUAAGACCAGGAAGAUUAGACCAAUUGAUUUAUGUUCCAUUGCCCGACGAAGCGGCAAGAUUGUCUAUCUUAAAGGCUCAAUUGAGAAAGUCUCCGCUAGAACCUGGCCUGGAUCUAAACACCAUUGCAAAGGCAACUCAAGGCUUCUCUGGUGCAGAUUUAUCUUACAUUGCCCAAAGAGCCGCCAAAUUCGCCAUUAAGGACUCUAUCGAAGCGCAAAAGCAAUUGGACUCCAAGAAGUCCGUCAAGACUGAAGAAGAUGUCGAGAUGGAUGGAGAAACCAAGCAAGAGAUCAAAGAAGAAGAACAGGAGGAUCUCGUCCCAUACAUAACAAAAGAGCAUUUUGCUGAGGCCAUGAAGACAGCUAAGCGCUCGGUCUCCGACGCUGAGCUGCGUCGUUACGAAGCGUACUCUCAGCAGAUGAAGGCCUCUAGGGGACAAUUCUCCAACUUCAGCUUUAACGAUGCAGCACUUGGCGUUAAUGGCGCCGGUAAUGGCUCUGGAGCAGGCAACAACGUUAAUCCAAGUGGAGCAGGUGCAGCCUUUGGUGGUGAUGCCCAGGAUGAUGAUGAUUUGUACAGUUAG